Molecule: messenger RNA, 3000 nt
Organism: Penicilliopsis zonata CBS 506.65
Lineage: Eukaryota; Fungi; Ascomycota; Eurotiomycetes; Eurotiales; Aspergillaceae
Exons: 2
Coding region: 1-3000 (999 amino acids)
Cellular component (GO): intracellular membrane-bounded organelle
Molecular function (GO): phosphatidylinositol binding
Source: RefSeq, a predicted model, not a curated record
AUGGAAGACUGUAAUACAGACCUUGCUUCAAACAGCGAAUCCCAAGGGACAGGCACAUCAAAUAUCGACGCUGGACCUACUGGUCCAAGCGUAGACUCACAAAAGGACUCUCAAGGGAGUUAUAGCCAGCCAAAGACGCUUAUCGACGCCGCCCUUGAGUUUCUGGCUGUGGCCAGCAACGAAAGUCUUAUAUCUGCCUUUGUGGUCCUGCUAGCUAUUAUAUACAUUGUUUUUGGCCAGCUUGGACUCUUGCUGAUUGGUGUGUGCUUGGGCGUGGUUUUUCAUGCUUCAUGGGAAGGGUCCUAUCACCAGACUGAGAACAAUGCUCCCCUUUCAAGAAACGUGAACCGGCGAAAGGAGCUUGCCUUGGAACUUGCCGGGAGGUUGCUCGAGAUUCCGGUAUCUAAUUCAAGAAGGCUCAGCAUACAGGAUGGAGAGACAAAAGGGUCUGAAAUACCACUCGAGCUGGACCACGAGUACCCUACUUUCCGGCCGGAGACAGCUGCUGCAUUGCAGUCACUGACCCAUGCGAUACUCGCCAAUUAUGUGAAAUAUUGGUAUGACCCGAUUCUACCCUCGGAGCCGAAAUUUGCCCUAUCUUGUCAAAAGACAUUGUCUGAUUUCAUCGUCUCGGUGUCUGGACAUCUUUCACAAAAGCGGACCGCAGAUACAUUUACCCAGUUCAUUACCAACUCGUCAUCGAUGAUGAUUGUCUUCUUGAAUGAGCUUUCCGCAGCUUAUCAGUCUUCGGGGAAUCAGCAAUUAUCACCAGAGCAGGUUGUAAAACAGUAUCUGGAGGUAUCCCCUGACUGCAGCUUGGCAAAUGUCUUGUCAAGAAAACAACAGCAAAAGAAAUUUAACAUGCUGGCUGAAGAUAUACUGUCUACAUUUCUUGACAAAAAAGCAUAUGAGUGCGAUGUGAUGAGAACCUUUCUUCGAGAGGUGCUUUCAGGCAUUGUCCUGGAAUCUAUGGUUUCGAAUCUGUCUCGCCCCGAGACAAUAAACAGCUGGAUCUUAUAUCUACUUCGGGAUGGUGAACCAGAAAUAAUGAGUGCUAUAGAUGCUGGAAUUGAAGGAUCAAAGACACAAAAUGCGGAUCUUGCUGAGUCUAGAACUGCCACGGGUCACUCAACUUUGAACACCACUGGAGAUGAUGGGAACCCUACACAGGCAGUUUCAACAAUAGCAAGAGAAGGGUCCAUUUUGCAAAAUCAAGAAACUGCCAUAGCCUCUCUUAUUGACAAGCACCUGUCCAUCGAUACGCCGACUCACGAUGGACGACAGAUUCAGCCCACUAUCUCUAAUAAUAUAGAUGAUUCCACCAAUCUACUGCACCAAGAGACAUAUUCAGCUGCCGAGCUGCAUCAGCUAGAGCAAAACAAUGGCCAAUUAGCCACAGGCCUUGUUGAGCUUACUACCGAGCAAAGGCAGCCCAGACCUAGUCCCGCAGAAAGGCGCUCUAUAGAAACGACUGAAGCCCCUCAACUGAGUCUUCAUGGAGCAUGGGUAUCGGUGGACGACGGCUCAAGCGCUGGGGAGAGGGAUACUCUCAGAUCCAAACCUACAUCGGACUACUUUCUGCAGAUUGAGCCUUCCUCGUCGCGCUUCCCAGGAUGGAUGAUCUUCAGGAAAUAUGCAGAUUUCGAGUCUCUCCAUGAGACAAUCGAGGCUAUCGCUAGAUUGAACGACGUACGGGGGUUUAGAGAGAAGCAUACCAUGCUGCCAGCUUGGAAGGGGCAGACCAAGAAAAUGCUUGCACGAAGUUUGGAGCAAUAUUUGCAAGAUGCACUUCGGCACGAAAUUCUUGCCGAAAGUCCCAGAAUGAAAAGAUUUCUGGAGAAAGAUGGAAGCUUUGGUAUCGACCCUUCUCCAGAACCGACUGCAAAGCUGGGCUUUUCGUUUCGUAGCCAGACUGCGCUAGAAAACGUGGGGAAAGGUGUCCUUGGUGCUCUGACACAAGCCCCCAAAGGUGUGGCAGGAAGUGGAAAAGCUGUGCUGGAUGGCGUUACCAAUGUCUUUGGUACAGUGGCUGGUACCAGCAAGAGAUUUUCCAAUAUACCUGCAGAAAAUGGAUCAUUGAUGCGAAAUAUUUCGGUCAAUACGAAGAGCGAUGGUUCCCAUGCAACCCAGGAUACCAACGCUUCCCGCAGCGAGCCGAAGCUGGCUGGCCCUAACACCAGCAAUAGCCACGUAAUGUCGCCAACGAUGGAAGGAACGCAAAGUCCACCUCAAGGCACAUCGAUGGAAUCAUUCUUCAAAAAUUCACCUAGCUCUGCGGAGGGGGUUGGCUCGUUUCCAGCACUUGCCACACCAGAAUUGACUGAUGCCAGUAGUGAGAGUCAUGCUGCUAGAGAUGAAAAGAUCCAUGCAGAAAAUAAUGAACACACCCAAAAUUCCAUGGAUCAAGAGGGUCAUGCGCUUGGUUUAUUAAAAUCGCCAGUCAAAAGUUCAAUGCGCAAUCCGUUGCCGGGAGAUGUUGAUACCAGCUGUGGCCCAAGCAAUUCUCCCAUCACAUGUGAAGAAACACAAAUGGCCGUGGAGCUUAUUUUUGCCGUCAUAAAUGAGCUCUACACCCUAUCUUCUGCUUGGAAUAUUCGACGAACCUUUCUAAAUGCUGCUAAAUCAUAUAUUCUUCGUCCAAGCAGCCCCCAUCUCGAGAAUAUACGUGCUUUGCUGCAGGAAUCCAUGAUUGAGGCACACACUUCAGAUGAGGCGAUAGGGUCAUACAUCUCGAAGAUGCGUGAGAAUGUCCUUCCCACUGAUCAGGAGCAGGCACUUUGGCCUUCACCUCCCGAUGAAGCUGAGAAACAGCGUCUGAGAGAAACAGCAAGGAAGGUCUUCAUACAAAAGGGCAUCCCGCAAGCCCUAACGAGUAUCAUGGGUGCUGCUGCUAGCCGAGAAGCGUUAGAAAAGGUCUUCGAUUGUCUUCAAGUUGACUUGGUUGCUCGUGGUUUUGUUUUCGCUCUUCUUCUCCAGGCGAUGAAAGCAAUCAUGUUAUGA